AUGAUGGAUUCCAAACAAGUUAUUGAAUUGGUUAAAGACUUAGAGGUCUCUAAGAACGAUAAUGAUGCUGUUCUAAAGAUCCUAAAUACUUUGGAUGCCGAGGUAGUUGCCACAGAAAAGCUACUAAGAGAAACUAAGGUCGGUAUUGAAGUGAACAAAUUUAAAAAAUCGACCAACCCAGAAAUUUCAAAGCUAGUGAGGAAAAUUAUCACCAAUUGGAAAGAUUCUAUUAACAAGCACAAGAAACUAAAAACACAAAAUUCUCAAAAAGAUUUGUCAAAGGAGAGCCAACAGGCCAAUGCAGUCAGCUUGAAGGACGAGAGUGGUGCCUCUAAUGAAGCCAACAAACAAGAUAAAUACAUUACAAAGAAAACUAGAAACACUAUCAACGAUUGUGUAGACACGGCAAUAUAUAAUGACGAUUUACGAGACAGGGUUAUAAAAGCGUUAUAUGAUGCUUUGGCCAAAGAAAGUGAGCAUCCACCACAAGCAAUCCUAAAUACCGUCAAAGAUAUUGAACUCCAAAUGCACAACUUACAUAACAGUGAGACUGAUGAAAAAGCGUACAGAGAAAGAUAUAGAAUAAUCUACUCCAAUGUGAUAUCAAAGAAUAAUCCAGAUUUGAAACAUAAAAUUACCAAUGGUGAAGUAACAGCUGAAUUCCUUUCAAAAUGUUCCUCAAAAGACUUGGCUCCAGAAUAUUUAAAACAAAAAAUGGACGAAAUUUCUAAACAAAACUUGUUCAAUGCUCAAGGUGCAACAAUAGAAAGAUCUGUCACUGAUAGAUUCACUUGUGGUAAAUGUAAAGAGAAGAAGGUUUCAUACUACCAAUUACAAACCAGAUCUGCGGAUGAACCUUUAACAACGUUCUGUACAUGUGAAGCCUGUGGUAAUAGAUGGAAAUUUUCUUGA
Messenger RNA from Tetrapisispora phaffii CBS 4417, 912 nucleotides. RefSeq names its product transcription elongation factor DST1 (gene DST1). The transcript has a single exon. The record is from RefSeq and is a predicted model, not a curated record. Gene Ontology annotation, molecular function: zinc ion binding; RNA polymerase II transcription regulatory region sequence-specific DNA binding. NCBI's taxonomy places the organism in Eukaryota, Fungi, Ascomycota, Saccharomycetes, Saccharomycetales, Saccharomycetaceae. Gene Ontology annotation, biological process: transcription antitermination; transcription elongation by RNA polymerase II; transcription elongation by RNA polymerase I. The coding region runs from base 1 to 912 and encodes 303 amino acids. Gene Ontology annotation, cellular component: nucleus.